AUGAAAUGACAGAUCCGGACGCGCAGCCGGUGAUAUGGGUAAUCAAAUGGGUCGACUACUCGGAUAAAUACGGCUUCGCAUACCAACUAUCGGACGACGGUGUGGGCGUCAUGUUCAACGAUGGUACCCGAUUAAUAAUGCUAGCCAACUGUUUUAAUAUUCAUUAUAUUAACCGCGACGGAAACGAAUUGUAUUAUACCGUCAUGGAGUAUCCGCCCGAAUUAGACAAAAAAAUGAGACUGAUGAACUUGGUCCUGAAAUAUAUGAAGGUACUCUUGAUGAAAGCCGGAAGUUCGGUAGCCGUAAAACCGUGUGACUCCAUGUCCAGGAUACCGUACAUGCAUCAGUGGUUCAGAACGCAAAGCGCUGUAGUUAUGCAAUUGACCAAUGGGACAGUACAAAGAUUCCAGAUCCAAGAGAACGGAUGCUGUAAGGGUUUAGCCAAGAAUCUGGAGUACGCCUACGAGAAGCUUGUGCUGAUGUUGUCGAAUCCUCAGACUCGAUAA
Ceratina calcarata is the source of this 506-nucleotide messenger RNA. RefSeq names its product serine/threonine-protein kinase polo-like. Gene Ontology annotation, biological process: mitotic spindle organization. The transcript is spliced from 2 exons. Gene Ontology annotation, cellular component: cytoplasm; kinetochore; centrosome. The annotation marks the transcript as partial. The record is from RefSeq and is a predicted model, not a curated record. NCBI's taxonomy places the organism in Eukaryota, Metazoa, Arthropoda, Insecta, Hymenoptera, Apidae. Gene Ontology annotation, molecular function: protein binding; protein serine/threonine kinase activity.